This is a messenger RNA of Thelazia callipaeda (thelaziosis nematode), 1875 nucleotides long. Lineage: Eukaryota; Metazoa; Nematoda; Chromadorea; Rhabditida; Thelaziidae. The record is from the annotation of a GenBank genome assembly.
AUGGCAGAAAUGCAACAAGUGGAGUCUUCAGGAAAGCAAGGAGAUGAGUUCGUUGUCCCGUCACUAAAAGACAAAGUUGUUGAUUUGGAAAUUUCUAUAAGUGAGCCGAAAUUGGAAUAUAUGCAGCCUUCAUUCGCUGUUGAGCCGUCGGCCGAUGUUGACUACGGUUUGGACGUGAUAAAGAGUGGUACAAUAAUAGAUAGAAUUUGUUUCAAAAACCGAAAAGCUGACACAUUUUUGGUUAUCGGUCGUUUGCCAUUGUGUGAUAUACAAUUAGAACAUCCUACCAUUUCAAGGUAUCAUUGUAUAAUUCAGUACGGUGAGGAUUUGAUAAAUAAAACAGGAAAAGGAUGGUUUAUAUAUGAUUUGGGUAGUACACAUGGUACCAAGUUAAACAAAAAAAUGAUUCCAUCAAAGCAGUAUAUUCGCAUUCGUGUUGGACAUGUUUUACAGUUCGGUGGAAGUACUAGAAUCAUGACUUUGUUUGGCCCAAGUUGUGAUACCGAACCAGAAUGGAAAUAUUCGCCAACAGAAAUGAGGCAAUUAAUAAAUCAGAAGAAACUUUGUGACAAAAUGGAACAAGAAAAACAAAAAGAGUCACAGGAUGAAGAAAGUAAUGAUGGCAUCACCUGGGGAAUAGAUUUUGAUGAAGAAGAAGCGUAUGCUCAUUCGUGUGAAUUAACUAAUUUCCAAGACCAAGAAGAAAAAUAUCGUGACGACCCUUUGAAAGUGCUUUCAAGAUUCUUUGAGCAGGAAGGAUUUGAUAUGGAAUUCACAUAUGAAGAAGAAGGAUCAGGGCAUAAUCAUAAGUGGACAUGCACUAUUGAAUUACCUAUAAAUACGGCAACAGGUCAGUCCCUUAUAGAGUCAGCAACAUGUUGUGGAAGCAAGAAAGAAUCUCAAGUUUUGUGCGCUUUCAAUGCUUGCAAGACUUUAGAUAGACAUGGUGUUUUGUAUCGAUCCUUAAAUAAAACCAGAAGGAAGGCCAAAAAUUUAGCAGAAAACGACUAUUAUGAUUCGGAUGAAGAUACGUAUUUUGACAGAACAGGGCAAAUUGAAGAAAAUCGCGAGAAAAGACGGUUGCGUGAUUUAAAGAUGCAAGACCACGUGACUGCAGAAGUAGAAACUUUACAAACUUUAAUGAAAAAGAUUACCUCAAUAGAUAAGGAAGUAAGUGAAGUAGAAGCACGUUUAGCUUUAUAUGAAACGUCAAAAAAAAUGAGAAACGAUGAAGAUGACGAAGAUCUUGAUAAGUAUUGCAAGCGACUAGAGAAGCACUAUAAUGAAGAUAAUAAUAGCAUGUCUACGAAAGCUGAAAAAUCUCUUUUACGACAGCGCCUUGUUUAUCUGAAGCAUGAAAAAGAGCGAUUAGAAAAAUUGGCCAAAAUAGCGCAGCCCGUUGAAUUACCACCAUUGAAAAUUCCGUCAUCCAAUAGUAUAGUCUCAUUGUCGGCUUCAACUAUAAAAAAGUUAAUGAAAAUAAGACGAGACAAGUGUUCAGCUGCUAACAGGAAGGAAAAUAGUGACAGUAAAGAGCCGCCAUCGGAUACAUUCAUUAUAGAAUCUGUGGACAGUUCACCAUUCAUUCCAGAAGUUGAAGAUGAUGAAAAAUCAAGAAAAACUAUCUCAGUGGAAGUUAUGCUAAAUAAUGAAACAGACUUUAAUAGAAAACAAUCAAAGACAUCGGCAGAGGAAGAAUGCCCAAAACGGAAACGCAUACGAAUGCGUAAUACGUUCUCAAGACAAGAAAAGAACAGUGGCUAUGAAGAAAUUACUGAUCGAAUGGAUGAAGAUUAUAUUACAUGGAUGCCACCUGAAAACCAAAGUGGAGAUGGUACUACUUCCCUUAAUGCAAAAUUUAAAGGGAGGUAUUAG